This is a messenger RNA of Nicotiana attenuata, 1209 nucleotides long. RefSeq lists its product as uncharacterized. Lineage: Eukaryota; Viridiplantae; Streptophyta; Magnoliopsida; Solanales; Solanaceae. The transcript is spliced from 3 exons. Bases 1 to 1209 code for a protein of 402 amino acids. The record is from RefSeq and is a predicted model, not a curated record.
AUGAAAGGCUACACACAACAGGCAGGAAUUGACUACACGGAGACAUUCUCCCCAGUGGUGAAGAUGACAACAGUGGGGGCAUUAAUAGCCACAGCAGUGAAGAAGGGGUGGUGUAUAUCUCAGCUAGAUGUAAACAAUGCCUUCCUCCAUGGAGACCGUAAUGAGGAAGUAUAUAUGCAGAUUCCACCUGGACUUGUUGUGGAUAAACCUGGACUGGCAUGCAAAUUAAGCAAGUCUCUCUAUGGUUUAAAGAAAGCCAGUCGACAGUGGUAUGCAAAGCUGACUGAGGCUUUGUGCUCUAAAGGAUACACACACUCCAUGAAUGACUACUCACUCUUUUAUAAGAAAAGUGGAAAUUCCUUGAUAUAUGUUGCAGUAUAUGUGGAUAAUGUACUACUUACUGGAACUGAUCAGAAAGAGAUCACACAAUUGAAGAACUACCUACAUGAACAGUUUAAGAUCAAAGAGCUGGGCCAACUACACUACUUUCUAGGGCUGGAAGUGAUGUACAAGGAUGAUGGUGUAAUAAUUUCUCAAAGGAAAUUUGUGUUGGACAUGUUGAAGGAGCAUAACUGCCUAGAUUACAAGCCUUCUUCUUCCCCCUUAGAUCCCACAAUGAAGCUUAAAGCCAAAGAAGGUACCAUCCUACAGGAUCCUACAUACUACAGGAAACUAUUCAUGCAAGAGCCCAGGGAACCUCAUUUGAAGGUAGUUUUCCAUCUGCUUAGAUAUCUGAAAAGUGAUCCCACUCUGGGAAUCUUCAUGUCUAAGGAUACAGACUGCACAGUCAAGGCAUAUUGUGACUCUGAUUGGGCAAGUUGUCCAGAUUCCAGGAGAUCCAUCACAGGCUAUUUGGUGCUUCUGGGUAAUAGCCAUGUUAGUUGGAAGUCCAAGAAACAGGAAACUAUAUCACUAUCUUCUGCAGAAGCAGAGUACAGGGCUUUGAGGAAAGUAGUGGGGGAACUGGUAUGGUUGAGCAGGCUUCAAUCUGCAUUUCACAUUGCCAAGAAUAUAGUAUUCCACGAAAGAACCAAACACAUAGAAGUGGACUGUCACUUUGUGCGCGACCAAUUACAAGCAGGACUAAUUUCACUCCACCACAUUGGAACAGAUAGUCAACUGGCAGAUAUUUUGACUAAAGCCUUAACUGGAAUCAAACAUAGUGCCACAUUGGGCAAGUUGGCUGUUUUUGCAACACCUCCAACUUGA